This is a messenger RNA of Podarcis lilfordi (Lilford's wall lizard), 495 nucleotides long. The record is from the annotation of a GenBank genome assembly. Lineage: Eukaryota; Metazoa; Chordata; Lepidosauria; Squamata; Lacertidae.
AUGGCUGAGGAGCCCCGAAAGCUGCGGCGGCGUUCAGCGCGCUCUCCGCGCUUCCCGGGAGAUCGCCGGUCCCCCUGCGCCCAGCGAGUCGCCUUCCCGAUCCCUGAGCAGCUGCGGGAGACUUGCAGCGCUCGCUCGCUCGCUCCCGAAGAAGCGCUGCCACCUGAGAAAGAGAGAGAGGCUCGCGGAGCGGCAGUGGCGGCGGCGGCAGCAGCUCCGCCAGUCCCUUUGGCACAACUUCUCGCUCGCUCCAGCUCCAGCAGCGCCAAUCCGGUGGCCGCGCUCUCAGGGAUAUUUAUAGAGGAGGAUGCCAGGCCCCGCCUCGCCUGUCCCAGCUACCUAUCACGAGGGCUCCGGGCGGGGAACGGGGACCCCGACCCAGCAGGCUCGCUUAAGGUGGAGCGGCUUUCGCACCGGGGUGGGAAGGCGACUGCCGCUGCUGGCCCUUUAAGGCCCUGGGCUCGCUGUCGGUUCCUCGGUGUUUUUUUCUUUUAA